This is a messenger RNA of Penicillium bovifimosum, 1233 nucleotides long. Its product is annotated as SOS response-associated peptidase. Gene Ontology annotation, molecular function: single-stranded DNA binding. Lineage: Eukaryota; Fungi; Ascomycota; Eurotiomycetes; Eurotiales; Aspergillaceae. Gene Ontology annotation, biological process: DNA damage response. The coding region runs from base 1 to 1233 and encodes 410 amino acids. The transcript is spliced from 3 exons. The record is from RefSeq and is a predicted model, not a curated record.
AUGUGUGGUCGAUACGCUUUGGGUGUGCGCUUAGCAUACGUCCAGCAUCGCCUGCAAGAGCAAGGCAUGCCAGUAGAUGAAGCACCAGAUGAUGAUGCAGUGAGAGAGACAUACAACUUUGCGCCGGGCAAUUUUGGCGCCGUCUACCGCGCUGAUAUAUCUGAGAAAGGGCACUCCCAUGCUACACAAGGCGCUGAUACUGAGCACCAAACCCGAGAUCAAGAAAACGAGAAGGAUGCCGUUAGCUCAAAGGCUAAUGCACAAGGCGAUAAAGUUGUCAAAUACAAGCUCCAGAGCAUGAAAUGGGGUCUCGUCCCGUUCUGGACAAAGCGACAGCCCGACUACGGAUCCACAAUGCGCACAAUCAACUGCCGUGAUGAUUCGCUGAUCGAGGAUUCCGGGAUGUGGACUACCAUGAAACGACGAAAGAGAUGCAUUGUGGUUUGUCAGGGGUUUUACGAGUGGUUGAAGAAGGGACCGGGGGGUAAAGAGAAGAUUCCACACUUUGUCCGCCGUAAAGAUGGGGAGCUGAUGUGCUUCGCUGGGUUAUGGGAUUGUGUUUCUUAUGAAGGUUCUGACGACAAGCUCUACACGUAUACGAUCAUCACGACCUCUUCCAACUCCUACUUGAAGUUCCUACAUGACCGUAUGCCAGUCAUUCUAGACGCAGGGUCUGAGGAAAUGAAGAACUGGUUGGAUCCAAAGCAAAAGACCUGGUCAAAGGAGCUCCAAUCUAUUCUCAAGCCAUACGAGGGUGAAUUGGAGUGCUACCCGGUCCCCAAGGAAGUUGGUAAAGUUGGGAAUAAUUCGCCGAACUUCAUUGUCCCUGUUGACAGCAAAGAGAACAAGAGCAACAUUGCGAACUUCUUUGCCAACGCGAGGAAGGACAAAUCGGACUCUCCCAAGCGGGAGCCUGUAUCGCCAAAGGUGGAAAUCGCUGGAGAUGAGCGGCCAACCAAGGAUGCGGAAUGGAGUGAGGACAAUGCUCCGAAGCCGACGCCAGCUGUUAAAAGGGAGCAUAGUCCAGAUAUUCCUAAUACCAAGGAGGAAAGCAAAAAGCAGAAGGUUGAUCCAGCUCCAGAGGAGCCAUCUCCGCAGAAGAAGAAGUUGCGCAGUGCCACUCAUAAUACCCCCAUGAAGAAGUCCAGUGGCUCGAACGCGACAGCUGGGUCGCAGCGAAUUACUAGCUUCUUCAAAAAUGAUGUUACAUACGAGGACAGGAAACAAAAAUAA